UAUUCAUCGAUGGUGAAUGUUCACAGAAGUGACAUCUCCGAUCAAAAACUGUUCAGAGAUACAUUUUCACUUUAGAAAUAAUAAUAUAUCUAUGUCGGUAUAUAUUAUGCUUUCUGUGAUUUCCGCCCAGCGCCGUUUCUAAGGCAAUUGAAACAUAGAUUAUUUUAAAAAUGUCAACGUUCAGCUGAAGUUCCAACUGAUAAAUAAAAUGAACCGGUUUUCUCGAUCUUGCAAUGAGAGUUAUCAGCUUUGUUUUUGUGCGUUUCAAGAAUCGAAAAAACAUUCGUUCAAUCCUUCUGUUUAUAAAGUUGUAUUUAGGUUCUUAUUGAUAUCGAUUGCUGACACAACUGUGGUUCUCCAUCUCCAGGAGCUGGAAUUACUAUUCCUGAUAAAAUACAAUAUGGCUGAGACAAGUGUGUUAGUCCAUCUCAAGAAGCUGAUAUUACUAUUCUUGAUGAAGAACAAAAUGGUAAGCUUCCUUGGGAUGAGUGAUAUGGCCGUGAAAGAAUUUCACACUCGAGCAAACGCGAACAACGUUCGGUGAUUUUAAUUGGGUAAAUAAGACCAGAUUUAUUGGACGAAAUCGUUGAGGAAGACACAUCAUCCAGGCUUGGAUAAAGAAUAUUCAAGCCCAAGCUACAAUGACAAAGUAUGGCCUGCCAAAGGAGGAAUGGCCAACACUGGCGAGAGGAACAUGAACGCUCUGCCAGAAGUUGCAACUAUCGGUUCAAUGGCGGUCCCGAUAUCCUCGAAUCGCUUCGAACCUUAUUUUGACGCCCUUGUCCCACAAAACGUAACUGCUCUGGUGGGAAAAUCAGCAUACUUGACAUGCAGAGUCAGGAACCUCGGCAACAAAACGGUAUCCUGGAUACGACACAGGGAUAUACACAUAUUAACUGUGGGCAGUUACACCUAUACCAGCGACCAAAGGUUCCAGGCGAAUCAUCACGCAGAGACUGACGAGUGGACUUUGCAAAUUAAGUGGGCUCAAAAGCGUGAUGCAGGAAUCUAUGAAUGUCAAAUUAGCACUCAGCCUGUGAGGAGUUACUUCGUUAAUUUGGAGGUUGUAGAAAAUCCUGUGGAAGAACAGGCCUACCAGGAUGAAGAAGCCAAAAUAAUGGUCGAAAAACCUUGUAUAUGCACAUGCAAAAAGAGGGAUUGGCCACCUGAUGCAGUGCCGACAGCACAAAUUCUGGGCGGACCGGACCUUCACGUGGACAAAGGAAGCACCAUCAAUCUCACUUGCUCCAUCCGAUUCAGUCCCGAACCACCAGCUUACAUAUUCUGGUAUCAUCAUGACGACGUUAUCAGCUACGAUUCAACGCGUGGAGGGGUGAGCGUAAUCACCGAAAAAGGUGAUGUCACAACUAGUUUCCUCCUGAUCCAACAUGCAGACAUUUCGGACUCCGGAAAGUAUUCAUGUAGUCCAUCCAACGCAGAUGUCGCCAGCGUUAGAGUUCACGUACUAAAUGGAGAGAGGCCAGCAGCCAUGCAGACCGGAUCGGCAGGUCUAUCCAACAGCUCCCUGAACAUCCUAAUCCUCAUGAUCUUGUCCUAUCUGUGCUCGUCGUGGUACCUGGAGAUAUCCGAUACGACAAGCCUCAGUUUCUUAUCGUCUUUGAGCAGGUAGCUACCAGUGGACGUGGUGAGUAGUCAACAGUGCUAAUUUGCUGAAACCGAGGAGCUUGAUCAUUAACGAAGAAGAUGUUUUGUGUACAUAGAAGGGGGAAAAUUUAUUAUUAUCUCAGCGUCUUGGUAGUCGACCUGUUAUGUGUAAAUAAAUUUGAAGUGCUUUGUAUAUGUUCGAUUGUGAUCGAAGAUUAUUAGAUGUGUGAUCAGUAUAGGUGCUGGAAGGAUAUUUUCGAUGCGGGGCUGUAUUCGGAGUGAUAAACGUUUAAGUGUUGAAAAUUUUAAGGAUGGAUAUAGGAUAUAUUUAUUGUUGAAUGUUGGCUUUUUCUCGAGCAGCAUAUAUAGAACACUUCGAACUACGUUGAUCACAUUAAGAUUCACGAAAUAAUAAAUGUAAAUAUUCAUUGGAAACCUGAUAAGGGUAUUAAUUCAAUCAUAUUAAAUGAUAAGUUAUAUAAUCAAAUGUAGAUUCCACUCUAAAUAAAAUGAUUAUUGUCAUUA
This is a messenger RNA of Coccinella septempunctata (seven-spotted ladybird), 2130 nucleotides long. Its product is annotated as hemicentin-1-like. The coding region runs from base 671 to 1630 and encodes 319 amino acids. Gene Ontology annotation, cellular component: neuron projection membrane. The transcript has 11 exons. Gene Ontology annotation, biological process: synapse organization. Lineage: Eukaryota; Metazoa; Arthropoda; Insecta; Coleoptera; Coccinellidae. The record is from RefSeq and is a predicted model, not a curated record.